CGUUGCGCCCCAGAACAGGGCCAGAUAUAGGCUUGAUAGGCUCCCCCAGCCAGCCAGACGGCCCGGGUGGCUCUUGGCUUGGAUGCUUGUUUGCCCACCUUUGGGCAAUGCCUGCCGUGUAUCGCCCGUCUCCUUUCCGCAACCGUCAUCUGUCUCAUAACACUCUGAUUUCCGACCUGGCAGUCCUGGAUACUCGCACAUAGCAGACUUCGCUCGGCUCCUUUUUGGAACAGACUAGGCUUUGGGAUUUCUUUAACGGUGCUUCUUUGUCGAUACGACCUCUCCUGCCGCGCCAUCUUGGCCUUGCUCCAACACGUGCUGUCCGCACCCUUGUGAGCAGAUACGCCCGACCGCAAACUCGGAAGACGACGCCCACGCCGCGGCCUCAAGCAGAGCGCGAGAGGCGACGACAAGUUCCCGACAAGACUGAUUUGUUCCGAACAUGUUUGUCUUAGCUGGAACAUUACAAUAGCGGAAGCAUUGGACUUGGUGGACCACGAUAUAACACCCAACCAGCCGGGUGCGCUCGGCUCGCACUCUUUCUCCUCCUCCUAAACGAUGCCACCCUUGUACUCGUCGAACCUCCAAGGGCACACGCGCGACUCGCUGGAACUCGCGUCGCUCGCGAGUUCCGACCAGCUCGACACAGCAGAGACCGACUCGCGGCCCAGCAUAUCCUCGUCGCGGAAGCUGUCCCUCGAGCAGGAUGACCCUCUAGACGCCGGCAACCCGGCCGCCAACGGCCGCCCCGGGGGCCACGGGCGCACGUUCUCCGUGUCCUCGGGCUUCGACUUCACCGCAAACCUCUUCCCGCUGUCCUCGACCACCGGCGCCGGCUACACACCCAUCGGCGCCCCAGCCGCGCCGGCGCAGAGUGGCGGUCUGGGCGGGGGGUCCCUCGAGAAGAACAAGACCCUGACAUAUCUCAACGGGCUGUCUCUGAUUGUUGGCCUCAUCAUCGGGUCUGGGAUAUUCUCGUCGCCGAGCCAGGUGAACGCCAACGUCGGCUCGCCGGGCGCCGCGCUCAUCGUCUGGGUAAUAGCCGGGAUACUCGCCUGGACCGGCGCGGCCAGCUAUGCAGAGCUGGGAGGCGCCAUACCCCUGAAUGGAGGGUCGCAGGUGUAUCUGGCCAAGAUAUUUGGCGAGAUAUUCGGGUUCCUCUUCAUGUGGUCCGCCGUGCUGGUGCUGAAGCCCGGCAGCUCGGCCAUCAUCUCCAUCAUCAUGGGGGAAUACGUUGUCCGCGCCGCCAUUGGCGCAGAAGCAGAGACCAUCAACCCCUGGAUCAACAAGUCAGUGGGCUUGGCUGGGCUUUUCCUGGUGACAUUUUUGAACUGCGUCUCGACCAAGCUCGGGACAAGGGUUAACGAUUUGCUCAUGUUCAUGAAGUUUAUUGCAUUGCUAGGCGUCACAAUUACGGGGGUCGUGGUCGCAGCCACUGGGUAUUCCUACUCGGGGAAGCCGAACCUAGACUGGAAGAAUCACGAGUGGUUCGAGGGGACCAAGACGGAGACUUCAGCGUGGGCGGUGGCUCUGUACGCUGGUCUCUGGGCCUACGACGGCUGGGAUAACACAAAUUACGUCGUGGGGGAAUUCCGCAACCCAAGCAGGGACCUGCCACGGGUGAUCCACACGGCCAUGCCCCUGGUCAUCCUCUCGUACGUGCUGGCCAACAUCUCGUACUUCCUGGUGCUGCCCCUGGCGGCCACCAACUCGUCCAACACCAUCGCCGUGCUCUUCGGCUCCAAGGUGUUCGGCCCGGUCGGGUCGCUGCUCCUGGCCCUGAUCGUCGGCGCGUCGUGCUUCGGCGCGCUCAACAGCUCGACCUUCACGAGCAGCCGGCUCGUCUACGCGGCGGGCAAGGAGGGCUACAUCCCGGCCCUGUUCGGGCGCAUCGGCGCGGGCUCCAGCGCGCCCGAGAACCAGCACGUCUCGACGGUGCGCACGCGCAGCUGGCUCUCGGGCCGCCUGGGGCGGCUGCUCGGCGACGAGGACAAGGGCCUCUUCUUCACCCCGAUCAACGCGCUGGCCCUCAACUGCGCCCUGACCACGGCCUACGUCGUCGUCGGCGAGUUCGACACCCUGCUCACCUUCUACGGCGUCGCCGGCUACUCCUUCUACUUCCUCACCGUCCUCGCCCUCAUCGUCCUGCGCGUCCGCGAGCCCGAGCUCGAGCGCCCCUACCGCACCUGGAUCACCACCCCCAUCAUCUUCUGCUGCGUCAGCCUGUUCCUGCUCAGCCGCGCCGUCUUCGCGGAGCCCCUCCAGACCCUGCUCGUCAUCGCCUUCGUCUCGGCCGGCGUCCCCGUCUACCUCCUGCGCGUCAGGACCUCUGCGCCGCCCAAGCGGCCCAACCGCGACUACGACGAGGACGAGUCCGGGCCGUGGUGGAAGUUCUGGAGGCGGUGGCGGAGCUGAGAGAAGGGGAGGAAAAUAAAACAAGAAAUUCCACAGGAGCUUCCGCCCGGUGUCUUUGUAUUUUAGGCUGCAUUGUUGGGGGGGGGGGUUUCCGGCAGGUGAAUUGUGCACAUAUAGAGAUGCAUCACCCCCCAUGGCCCGCUGGGGCCCAAAAAAAGAGCAGCGGCAGAGAAGCCAACAGGAAAUAUGAUGUACUUAAUAUUUUUGGCACUAUAAUCAAGACGAGUCGGUGUGUAAAGCCGCGCCUUUUCUACCCUC
Messenger RNA from Diaporthe batatas, 2673 nucleotides. RefSeq lists its product as uncharacterized. Gene Ontology annotation, molecular function: L-amino acid transmembrane transporter activity. Lineage: Eukaryota; Fungi; Ascomycota; Sordariomycetes; Diaporthales; Diaporthaceae. The transcript is spliced from 2 exons. Bases 559 to 2415 code for a protein of 618 amino acids. Gene Ontology annotation, cellular component: membrane. Gene Ontology annotation, biological process: amino acid transmembrane transport. The record is from RefSeq and is a predicted model, not a curated record.